AGAAGUAUGACAUCUGUCACGAUUCCCACUCAACUUACACAUAGUUGUUUACAUUGGCAAUUUUAUAUUGGAAAUCACAAUGAGAUAGCAUAUAAACACAAGAAAUUAGAGGUUAAACCAACGUUUUACACGCUUAAACCAUGAUGGCUGCUAAUGGUCAUAUAGGCAUUACGAAAUCCGUUGCGGCCACAUUCGUGAUCGGAGUGUGUUUUGGUUCCGUGUUGGCAUAUUAUUAUUUGACUGUUUCAACUUCUGCGUCGUAUCCAGUGCCAGUUUUGCGACAAACGUCAUCUUACGUUCCAAAUUCAGCAUUUGAUCAUGACCAUCUUUAUUCAGAAGCCUCUCCAACAAAAGGGUUGAGUUGGAAAGAUGAAAUGGCACACAGUCACAAAGUGGAGUCCAAUGAGGUAGCUAGAAUCUUGCAUGACAAGGUGCGAGUGCUUUGUUGGGUCAUGACCAAUCCAUCUAAUCAUGCUCUAAAAGCCCAGCAUGUGAAAGCAACAUGGGGAAAGCGUUGCAAUAUACUUUUGUUUAUGAGCUCUGCGGCUGAUUCAUCACUGCCAACUGUUGUACUGUCAGUCACGGAAAGCAGGGACUCACUUUGGGCAAAGACAAAAUUAGCUUUCAAGCAUGUUUAUGAAAAUUACCUUGACAAGGCUGAUUGGUUUUUGAAGUCUGAUGACGAUACUUACGUGAUUGUUGAAAACCUACGGUAUUUACUUGAGGAUAAGAAUGCAACCAAACCGAUCUUCUUUGGCCGUGAAUUCAAACCAUAUGUCAAGAAUGGAUAUAUGUCAGGGGGUGCCGGCUACGUUCUCAGCAAGGAGUCGUUAAAAAGAUUCUACAAUGGUUUGGGAGAUAGCAGCAAGUGUCGCCAGGACGCCGGUGGGGCAGAAGACUUGGAAAUGGGCAAAUGUCUGCAGGAAGUGGGUGUGGUGCCUAUGGAUUCCAGGGACGAACUUCAGCGCGAGAGAUUUCACCCAUUUGUUCCUGAGCACCAUCUGAUCCCAGAUAUUCUGCCCAAGGACAUGUGGUAUUGGUCAUACAAUAAAUAUCCGGCAAAACAGGGGCCAGAUUGCUGCAGCGAUUACGCAAUCAGUUUCCACUACGUCAACCCAAACAUGAUGUAUGUUCUGGAGUACAUGGUGUAUCAUCUGAAAGCGUACGGCCACGAUACCAUUCUGAAACUUGACUGUGAAACCACACACCCCACAAGUACCGUACCCAAGAGUAGAAAAUCUCUGGAAAUGGAAGACCCAGCUAAACAAAAGAUAAUUUCUCCUAGUCUUCUUUCUUCAGAAGGAUUGAUUACAGAGUCUUCUAAGGGGUUAAACCAAGAAGAGUCUGGUAAGGGGAGUAACUCUGAAGAUUCUGUGCCAAAAAAACAGAGUCGUCCAGAUCCAGGGAAUGAGAGAAAUGAUGUUGAUAAGGAUGUAAAUGCUGAAAUUAUGGAUGAAAAUCUUGUGAUAGAUAAGAUUGAUAAGGUAACUGGAGAUGAUACAGGUUCAGGGCUAAAUCAUUAUCUUACCAACAGCUAAUAAGAAGUUGCCUUUAGGAAGUACUUGACAAUUUGUCUUCUAAACAUAAUGAAUCUGUGUCAACAAGUUUAAGUUAAACUUUUUUUCAUCAUUUAAUGAAAUAGGUGUAUACUAGUAAAUCAAAUUCAUAUAAUCAAACUGUUCACAGACACUGUUAUAAUGAUACGAUUGUCUGAACUCAUGGUGGCCAUCUUUUCUAACAAGUCCUAGUCAUUUGUACAGGUUAUUUAUAUAUCAAACAAGUAUUAAAUUGUACAUUCACCUUUUAAUCAAAUUUCUUUGAAUUUUGUAAUAGUCUAAUUAAAUUUUGAAGACUAUGUCAACUCUUUACAUUGUAUGAAAGUGUCAAGCCCAUGCAUACAUGUAUCAUUAAAAAUGUGAUGCUCCUACUUGACGAAUAACUUACUGAUACCCAUGUACUAUGGCAAAAUCAAGAAAUAGAUGUCAACUUCUAAAAUUAUAUAAAGUCAAGCCACCUCAUUUGUAAUUCAACUGAAAACAAACUGCAUAAAAAGGUUUUAACCUUCCACUUUAUACAAUUAUUACCAAAUACAUAAAAGAAAUGUCUCCACUUCACAUUAUACGAUAUUUCACCCACUCCAUAAUUAAUAAUGUCUACCCAGCAUAUAAUAUAAUAAUAUAUGUAAUAUAGGCUGUCUACACAAAACAUAUUUUAAUUGAACCCACCACAUAACAAAGAAGUCUACCCACCAAAUAAUACUAUUAUUCCCCCCCCCCCCCCACACACACACACACACAGCUUUUUUUAUAAAGGCUGUGUACUCCCACCUAAUACAAUUUGUAUAUUUUUGCUUUUCGUUUAUUUUCACCAGCCAAAACAGCUUUAAUUAGUAUUAUUAUUAAUGGUGAACGUGCUGACUUUUCGGUAAUCAGCUUACCUGGGCACAAUGUGGUGAAAUUUGUGAUCACCCUGUGUCCGGUGUGUAGUGUACUUUGUCAACAUUUUCCUAUGUCCAUUAUGUAGUGUACUUUGUCAACACUUUCCUUGUUUACAUUUUACAGAGGCCACACUAUUGUCAACUUGUCAUGAAAUUUAGUCAGAACAUUUGCCUGCAUGAAAUCUUUGCCCAGUUAGAAACUGGGUCACGUGGUGUCAAAAACAAGGUCACUAUGUCAUAGUGGAGAGAAAGCAUGUAAACACUAGAAGUUGCAAAUUUUGCCCAAUAAUAAUGAAAAUUGUGGAGAACAUUUAUUCUUAUAAUAUUUCAGCUGAGUUCCAAAAUGGUUCUGUUUCAUUAUAAAAUAUGGUUGUCAGGGAGCAGGGCAGGUUUUUAUAUAGUUCUUGACCUUUUUAAAACUCUAGAAGUCUUUUAAUUUGCCAAAUUAUGAUGGAACUUGCUUGAAAUAUCUGAAGUCCGAGUUGAAUUGAUAAAUGUUUUCCCUCAGUUGAAAAACAUGGUCAUUCAUGUUGUAUUAUGAAACCCUCUACGAUCUUUCUCUUGAGAUAAGUUUAGUUUCUAGGGUCUUCAGGCGAGCACUCUUGUAAAAAAAAAAGUAAACUGCUUCUCAGAUUCUUGUGUUUGUAAUAAUAUUUGUACAUUACAUACAAAAUAUGUUUCUUUGUUUUUUCUAAUUCCAUUUUUGUAUUUCCAUAUACCAAACCCUGCAUAAUUUAAUAUACAACGACAUGAGAAUGUAAUAUGUCCCAAUAGGGUUAUAAUUUAAAAAAAAAUCAAUAUAAGGUAGCAAUUUAUAAUUGUAAAUUGUAAAUAAAAACAGGCCUUGUUGGUCAUCACUCCUUGCUAAGUGAAAUAUGUAUUGUAGCCCUUAUGUGAACAUUAUAUAUGGGCUGAGCUCUGUGAAAGGGGGUAUAAUGCACGUGUUUGAAGUGUCAACCAAAGUUCAAUACUCUAUGACAUGUAGAGAAGUUUUAAUCAAAGUAAACAGUAUUAUUGCUAAAACUUUUUGUUUUACAUUAAACCAAAUAAAAAGUACAGUUAACUAAUCCAUGACAUCUAGGGAAGUUGUUUGCAAAUAAAAUAGUUGCUUCUUUUUGUAUCUUAAAAUGUUAUGACUUUAAAUGUGUUGAUAAUUGUUCUUUUGUUAUCAUAAGUUAAAAUUUUCUGUAUGAUAUGAUUAAUGUGUGGAGCAUUGUUAUUUUAUUAAUUUAAGUAUAUUUUUAACCAGGUUUUCCGAAGGAAAAAACUGGUUAUUAGAUUGGCGAAUGCGGGCGGGCUGGCUGGCUGGCUGGCUGGCUGGCGGGCUGGCUGGCUGGCUGGCGGGCUGGCGGAACAAGCUUGUCUGGGCCAUAACUUUGUAGUUCAUUGUGAGAUUUUAAAAUCAUUUGGCACAUUUGUUAACCAUCAUAAGACAGUGUGUCGCGCGAACAAAUUACGUCAAUAUCUCCAAGGUCAAGGUCACACUUUGAGUUCAAAGGUAAAAAAUAGCCAUAAAUGAGCUUGUCUGGGCUAUAACUAUGUCAUUCAUUAUGAGAUUUUAAAAUCAUUUGGCACAUUUGUUCACCAUCAUGGGACGGUGUGUCGCACGAAAGAAUCACGUCAAUAUCUUCAAUGUCAAGGUCGCCACGACUAAAAAUAGAUUUAUUUUAAAACAAACUUACAAAGGGGGUUAAUUUUGUUUGUUCAUUUCAAAAGUUCAGUUUGAGUUGUCUCCCUUUAUCAGAUUUUUUUUCACAAUGAAAACCUGGUUUUGUGACAAUUUUUUCCCUUGUUUGUAUUAUUUUAUAGUAUGUAUAUUGUAUAGAUAAUAACCUAAAUGUUUGUUCUUAACACUUUCAGAGUUAUUUGACCUACAAUUUGUUGAAUAGUUUGGUAUGAAACAAUAAUUGACUUUUCAUACUUGACAUUCAAGUCUCUAAUUGGUGGAUAUAAAUCACUAUACUUAUAAAAAAAUACCAAGAAUAUUUUUUUGUAUUAAUUAAUAAUUGUAUACCCAUGUAAUGUUGUUUUAUCAAAUUUAUUUUUACCUUUGUUUUGGUUGUUUGUAUCGAUCCUUGUGCAAAGAGAACAUUAAUCAAAUUGUGGAGUCAAAAAAGCUGUCGCCAAACACAUCAGAUAUAUUUUUAUUUUUGUUAUGGAUGUUUUUGUUGUAUGAAUGCAAUACAUUGCCUCAUUAUUUGUCAUGUUAAAGCUAGUCUAAUGUUAUUUGUUUUUAGCUUCUAUGCAGAAUUAAGUCUUUGAAUUUAAACAGUGUAUUUAUUUUGAAACCUGUACUUUCAGAAAUAUGAAAGUGUCAUUUAGUAUUUCAGAAGAUGUUCAAUAUGUGUAAAGAUUACAAGCAAGUAUUAGUUUGUCUUCAUCAUGUCAUCUGUUUCAUUAUGUUUUCCCGUGGUUAAUUUUGUUAGUUCAAUUAUGUUUUCUCAUACUAUUAUAUUUGCCUGUCAAUGAUAUAUCAACAAGAUGAUAACAAAUAUUGAAACUUUUGUAUUCAUAUAACCUUCUCUGAUUGUUUUAAUGCACCAUAUAUGGUAUACGUUUAAAGAAUAAUUCAGAAACAUUUUAUUUCACAAAAAUCCAGAAUAUUGAUUUAAGAAAUUAUUCACCAUACAACAUUCAUUUAAGAUAAAAUUAUGAACGUUUUAAUUUGCUACAUAUAAUUUGAUUGACAGGAUAUAAUUGGUUGAAAUGACAGAUUUCUUAUGUUAAAACUUCUGGAUAGAAAAACACGAACUUUUGGAAAUUCCAGGUUUUGAUUAGGAAAAAAAUUGCCAUUGAGACCAAAUAGCAGCUUUAAAACUAACAAAAAAAAGUCCUGCAAUAAGAAUACAUGAAAAACUGGUCUUCAUAUCUAUUGAUUUUAGCAUAUUGGUACAAAAACUUAAUCUUAAUGUAAUUAUACCGAAUAAAUCCACAACUAUCUUAACCAGCCAAUGGCAAGCAUGUAGACUGAGACUUCAAUAUAUACAAGUCAUUUUUGAGUAACCAAAGCAUGUAUGCACAACUCAACAUUGCAUUCAGUUAGAAUCUAAUGUCAAUCAGUAAAAUGUCUAUUCCUUUGUCUCUCUUCCAAUUGCUAUUCUGACUUUUAUGUUUUUGAAGUAUGUGCAAGAAUUACAUACAUACUUUUACAGUUUAUCUAUGUACUGUGCAUACAUUUGAUGCUUUUAUGUACCAUCACUUUAAGUUCAAGAAUAUCGUAAGCACUUACUGGUAUUUUUUAAACUAUUGUUGAGCCAGCUUGUGGAAAUCAUUUGCUGAUUCUGUCUUUCAUUAUGCAAUUUUAAAACAACGCAUCACAAAUGCCCAACAUCAUAAAAUGAAUUGUCAUGUAAAACACCCAUCACCCUACCACAAAGGUGAAGGUCACACUAUGGGGUCAAACAUCUUAUUUGGCCAUAAAACUAUUCAGAAUGUUGCUUUAUCAUUUAUCUGGCAAUUUUAACAUAACUGUCACACAAUGACCACCAUAUGGAAAGGCCAGACACAUGUAACGCCUGUCACAUUUCCUCAAAGGUCAAGAUUAGACUUCAAAGUCAAAGGUCGAAUAGAGCCAUAAAAUAGGUUGUCAGGCUGUUAAUUGGUCACUCAUCAUGCAAUUUUGAAAUAAUUACCACAAAUGAAAAACACAAGAAGAUAAAAUUUGAGUUUGACACCAGUCUCCCUACUUUUAAAAGUCAAGGUUGCACUAAGAGGUCAAAGGUCGGAUGCGGCCAUUAGAGCACUAUUUUAUGUUGUCUUGCCAUUCAUCAUGUAAUUUUGAUAGAACAGAACUGAACAUAUAGUUUUUUUCAGUGACACAUAUUUCAAAUCAUAAUGAUAAUUCAUUAUAAUACAUGCAUGCAUAAAUUUAAUUAACUUGACACGAAUGACCACCAUGAGAAGGCGGCCAGUUGCUUGUUACACCAAUAUUGAUAUAUCAGAAGUCAAUGUCACACUUAGAGGUCGAAUGUCAAUUUAGCUUUUCUUAAUUUUGUCAAAGGUGGAGGUAUAAUUUGGCCAUAAAGCAUCUUGUCAGGACUGUAACUGCAUCAUUCAGCAUGCAGUUUUAACCCUUUGCAUGCUGGGAAAUUCGUUGUCUGCUAAAAUGUUGUCUGCUGAAUUUCUUAAAUUAGCAUUUUCUUCGAUUUUUUUCAAAGAAUAUUAUCAGAAUAGCAAACAGUUUGGAUCCUGAUGAGACGCCACGUUCUGUGGCGUCUCAUCUGGAUCCAAACUGUUUGCACAGGCCUUCAAAAUUCGGUUCCCGCACUGAAAGAGUUAAAAUUACAUAUGACAAACGUCCACCAUGAGACAACUAUGUGUCACAUGUAAUAUCAAUCUCCCUACCUCAAAGUUUAAGGUCCCACUUAAAGGUCAAAGUUUAAAUUUGUCUGUUUAAAUGUUUGUCCAUAUUGUGACUCCAUCAUUCAUCAUACAAUUUUAAAAUAAUUCCUAAAAGUGUUUUAAGUAUUGUGUUAAAAAAAGGGUUGUGCAUAUUUAACCAGGUUUUCCGAAGGAAAAAACUGGUUAUUAGAUUGGCGAAUGCGGGCGGGCUGGCUGGCGGGCGGGCGGAACAAGCUUGUCCGGGCCAUAACUAUGUCGUUCAUCGUCAGAUUUUAAUAUCAUUUGGCACAUUUGUUCACCAUCAUUGGACGGUGUGUCGCGCGAAAUAAUUACGUCGAUAUCUCCAAGGUCAAGGUCACACUUUGAGUUCAAAGGUCAAAAAUGGCCAUAAAUGAGCUUGUCCUGGCCAUAACUAUGUCAUUCAUUGUGAGAUUUUAAAAUCAUUUGGCACAUUUGUUCACCAUCAUGGGACGGUGUGUCGCACGAAAGAAUCACGUCAAUAUCUCCAAUGUCAAGGUCGCCACGACUAAAAAUAGAUUUUUUUAAAAAACAAACUUACAAAGGGGGUUAAUUUUGUUUGUUCAUUUCAAAAGUUCAGUUUGAGUUUUUUCCCUUUAUCAGAUUUUUUUUCACAAUGAAAACCUGGUUUUGUGACAAUUUUGUCCCUUGUUUAACUUCGUCAUUCAUCAUACAAUUUUAAAAUAAUUACUACAAGUUUUUAAGUUUAAUGUAGUCAAACAUGUUAAUGGCGCAGCUUGUAAAAUAAUGAGAAGCAUUAUUAAAAAUGGACUUGACAUGCAUGUUGCUUACAUGCAUUUAGCUGUUUUGCUUUUUUAAAAGUUUCAGAAUACUUUCCUGAUCGUUUUUGGGGUUGAAAUUACUGAUUUGCUAUGUAGGUGUAGAUUUUUUUUAAACAGCAUUUCAGUUUUGCAAUAAAUUGUGCCAUUGUCUUGUCAAAUUAAGGUGCUUUCUUUGAUAGCAAACAUCUUUCAUUUUGUCUUUCGUUCCAAAAACAAAUCUUGACACCACUUGUAUAAGUAAUAACUCAGCAUAUCUUGUAAUAGUUAAGAUGCAGCAUAGCCUUUGGCUUUAUGCCUUAUAAAGCAGCAUCCCUCUUAUGAGUAACAACAAUUCUUUUUUAUGACGAGUAUAUCGAAACCACUCAUAUGGGGAGCAACAUUUUUCACUGAGUAACAAGGAGACAUCACUGCAAUAACUCUACAUUAUUUAACGAGUAAUAAAUAGACAUCGCUCAAUAUGGUCAUACCAAAUUGCAGUAAUAACCUCACAUAAUUCCCGAAUAAUCCAGUAUUAUGAAAUAGUUAUUCUUUUGGCAGUAUUCAAAACUUUACAAUUCAAAACCGUGUGUUUUUAAAAAGCGUACACUUUGUGUGCCAAUAUAAUAUUAUUUUAAAGAACUUUGCAUUUUAUGUACAAGGACUUGCUUGUAAUUGUGAAAUAUGCUAGACAUCUGCAUGAAAGGUGCUAUAAGAUUGUUUGUGUUCAAGGGAAGUUAUAAGCUUUAAAGGGAGGUAAUUAAUGAACUUGCAAAAUUAUAAAAAAAAUAAUUAAUAAAUCAUUUGCACAACUGGAUGUUUACUUCAUCAUUUAAUGUGUGACAAAUUAACAAACAUGUUACUACAGGCAUAGCUACUUUCAUUAAGUUUACAAAAUGGGGGGGAGUAAUUGUUUAAGCAAAUGCAUUCUUAAAUUUUUUUGAUAAAUUAAGGAGCGGAUGCUUGUUUAAGCCAAUGCAUUCUUCAAAACUUCUAUUUUAAGUUGCAAAAAAGUGAUGAUUGACCUUUGAUGCAAGGAAGAAAUAUUUUAGUUUAUUUGUUUUCUUUUACCAAAUGCGUAGGUCUGCACAUAAUGUAGUCUUGAAGACUCAACGAUGACCUUUAAAUAAACCCUGAAUUACGCACACACAGUCUACCAAACAUUUCCACGAAAAAUGUGCAUUUGAUUGAUUAUGAAACGGUUCUUUAUGCCCCCUUAAACAGCAUCAUGAAGGUACAUGUAAUGUGAUAGUGUCUUUUACUUCUAGGGGCUUCUGUCAUUGUAGUCUUUAUAUGCCCUGUAUCUUUAAGAGCAUUCUGUAAAAUUAAGUUUGUAAAAGUUUUAGAUUUUUGGAUAGUAUGUUCUUGUAUUUAAAUUAUAUAAUAUUAUUGUACCAAUACUUUCUAUAGUUCAUUAUCAUGAAAAUUUAUUUUUUUGCUGCAAUAAUUUGUUUCUCAGGUACCUACUUGCUUUUUGUUGUUAAGGUUUAUCUUUACAUGAAUUUAACUGCUUUGGCUAAAUGUUUUAAUGUUUUGGCUACAAUUUUUUAUGUCAAUUUCUGGCUUUGGUGUAUUAUAGUAUUGUCGACCAUUUGUGAUAAAUUUCAGUUUUAGUGGCACUUAUAAUCAGAUGUGUAAAUUCUAGUUGUUUUUUAUCAAUAAAACAUUGAUUAAGUCAAAGACCUUUUUUCAAUAAAUUAAUGUGUAUGUCAUUAUUUCUUUUCUUGAAAAAAAAACUGGAUGCAGAAUUUUGGUAGCUUUUCUUUCAUUCGGACAAAAUAUCUUCAAUAAGGUAUAUACUAUUCUGUAAUUUUAUCAUCUUAUUAUGGAACAAUGCUAAUAAGCGCCUUUAAACUUUUCCCACUCUCUAUAUCAAAUAAUGUUCAUUCCACACUUGCUUAACAUGAUUAAAACGUUUUGAUCAAAUCGCUGCAGGAGUUAAAAUGUUAGCUUUGAUUCAAUAUAUAAAUUAAUGUUUUAUAGAAAGUACACAUGCUUAUGAAAGGUAUCAGGAUAAUUACACAUCAAUUAAAGUUUGAAUAAAAAAAACGUCUUAGACCUGCAGUAUUACAAAUUAUGGAACAGUCAUAAAGAAGAAUUAUUUGUAUGUGGAAAAUGUGAGCUUUAUUUGUGUAGUAACUUGUUAACACACAUGUAUGCAAACAGAUAUAAUAAUGUAUUGUAAGAAUUGAGUAGCCCUACAAUAAAUUGAUUUCAAUGUUAGCCGUGUAAAUCACAUGUUUGGCAUUUGCUAUGGAAUGUUUUGACUAAGUUCAUAAAGAGGAAUACAUAGUCCAUUCAAACACAUUUGAAAUACCAGUUCCUGCUUUUUUGUCACUAUCUUUAAGUUUGGUUACUGAUAUUCCAAGUUUAUUGGAACUCAAUAUAUAAUAAAUGUUUGUGCACAAGAUUUAUGCUUUUUCUCAAAAUAUUUUGUAAUGGACAUUUAUUGCACAAUCUUUAUUAAAACACGCUUCAGAUCCAGGCAUAAGGCGUACAGAAGAUGUUUGUUUCCAUUUUUUAUGCAGACCCUAAACAUUAUUUGGUAAUGCUGGUUUAGCUGUUUAUCAUUUUUGCUUAUUUGAUCAUAUUCACUAAGUUAACUUAAAAUGUUGCAAUAAUGUUUGCUUAAUUCCUUCAUAUUUGCUUAAUAAACAAAACAUCAUUCAAAAACAUUUCUAGAUUUGGAUUGUGAAGAGAUUUUUUUGUCAUUUCAUAUUCUGAUUAAAUUAGGGAUUUUAAUAAUGAAAUAAGCGGAGCUAUCAACCAUGAUUGUGUUGACAAUGAUAGUUGAAACAAAUGACAAUUUGGCCUUAUUCAGCUAGAGCAUUUGGGGGACCUAAUUAAGUUCAGCUUAGUUGAUGAGUAAUUACAUUGCUUUUGUAUUCAUUUUUCCAGAUAUGUUUUGCAUAAUCCUAUAUAUAUUGUAUGUAUUAUGUAAUACAACUGAAAAUUUCAGGAAGCUUUUUAAAUCUGUCUAACUUGCUGUGAUUGAUUUGUUGAUUUUAAUUGUAUAAUAAUGCAAAACAAGCAUUCUGUGUCUUUAAUUUUUUCUGAAAUAAUUAUAUGCGCAUUUAAUAUAAGUGUACCAUUUAUGAUUAGCCUUAGUAUACAGAGAAAUGAUUGUAUAUUAUAAAGUUAAGUGGUUUAGAUGUAUGUGUGUACAUUUAAUGCAACCUCUACUUCCUUUGCAUAUUGAAAUUCUUUAAGAUUAUCUGUAAGAUACUUAUACUAAUACUUAUGAUACUACUUGUUAAUACAUGUUACUGAUUUGUUGUGUAUUAUGCUUUAUGGUAGUUCUAUUUUUGCUCUACAUUUGGAGUGACAUGUAGAUAAGUUAAAUGCUGCUAUUGAUAAAUUUGCAUGUAAUUUUUGUUAAUUGUUGUAGUACAGCGGCUAAAUGAUAAUUCAGUUUUCUGAAAAUAAAAUUGUAAGUAU
Messenger RNA from Dreissena polymorpha, 10992 nucleotides. Its product is annotated as glycoprotein-N-acetylgalactosamine 3-beta-galactosyltransferase 1-like. The coding region runs from base 141 to 1538 and encodes 465 amino acids. Gene Ontology annotation, molecular function: N-acetylgalactosaminide beta-1,3-galactosyltransferase activity. Lineage: Eukaryota; Metazoa; Mollusca; Bivalvia; Myida; Dreissenidae. Gene Ontology annotation, cellular component: membrane. The transcript has 7 exons. The record is from RefSeq and is a predicted model, not a curated record.